This is a messenger RNA of Cynocephalus volans (Philippine flying lemur), 2411 nucleotides long. It is a transcript of the gene RIPK4, whose product is annotated as receptor interacting serine/threonine kinase 4. Gene Ontology annotation, biological process: protein phosphorylation. The record is from RefSeq and is a predicted model, not a curated record. The transcript has 8 exons. Gene Ontology annotation, cellular component: cytoplasm. NCBI's taxonomy places the organism in Eukaryota, Metazoa, Chordata, Mammalia, Dermoptera, Cynocephalidae. The coding region runs from base 1 to 2364 and encodes 787 amino acids. Gene Ontology annotation, molecular function: protein kinase activity; ATP binding; protein binding.
AUGGAGGGCGAUGGCGGGAGCCCGUGGGCGCUGGGGCUGCUGCGCACCUUCGACGCGGGCGAGUUCGCGGGCUGGGAGAAGGUGGGCUCGGGCGGCUUCGGGCAGGUGUACAAGGUGCGCCACGUCCACUGGAAGACGUGGCUCGCCAUCAAGUGCUCGCCGAGCCUGCACGUCGACGACAGGGAGCGCAUGGAACUUUUGGAAGAAGCCAAGAAGAUGGAAAUGGCCAAGUUCCGCUACAUCCUGCCAGUGUAUGGCAUCUGCAGGGAGCCCGUGGGGCUGGUCAUGGAGUACAUGGAGACGGGCUCCCUGGAGAAACUGCUGGCCUCGGAGCCACUGCCGUGGGACCUGCGCUUCCGCAUCAUCCAUGAGACAGCAGUGGGCAUGAACUUCCUGCACUGCAUGAGCCCACCGCUGCUGCACCUGGACCUCAAGCCUGCCAACAUCCUGCUGGAUGCACACUACCACGUCAAGAUUUCCGAUUUUGGGCUGGCCAAGUGCAACGGACUAUCCCAUUCACAUGACCUCAGCAUGGACGGCCUGUUUGGCACGAUCGCCUACCUCCCUCCAGAGCGCAUCCGGGAGAAGAGCCGGCUCUUUGACACCAAGCACGAUGUGUACAGCUUUGCCAUUGUUAUCUGGGGUGUGCUUACACAGAAGAAACCAUUUGCAGAUGAGAAGAACAUCCUGCACAUUAUGGUCAAAGUAGUGAAGGGCCACCGCCCAGAGCUGCCACCUGUGUGCAGACCGCGGCCACGUGCCUGUAGCCACCUGCUGCACCUCAUGCAGAGGUGCUGGCACGAGGACCCGCGGGCACGGCCCACCUUCCAAGAAAUUACUUCUGAAACUGAGGACCUGUGCGAAAAACCUGAUGACGAGGUGAGGGAAACAGCUCAAGACCUGGAUGUGACACGUCCCCCAGAGCCCAAGAGCGAGGUGGUGCCUGUGUCCACGCGCCUCAAGCGUGCCUCUGCCCCAGCCUUUGAGAACGACUACAGCCUUUCCGAGUUGCUGUCGCAGCUGGACUCUGGCAUUUCUCAAACCAUCGAGGGCCCCGAAGAGCUCAGCCGCAGCUCCUCCGAAUCCAGGCUCCCAUCAUCUAGCAGCGGCAAGAGGCUCUCGGGAGUGUCUUCUGUCGAUUCUGCCUUCUCUUCCAGAGGGUCCCUGUCGUUGUCUUUUGAGCGGGAGCCUUCCACAGGUGAUCUGGGCACCACAGAUAUCCAGAAGAAGAAGCUCGUGGACGCCAUUGUGUGUGGGGACACCAGCAGGCUGAUGAAGAUCCUGCAGCCGCAGGACGUGGACCUGGUGCUAGACGGCGGAGCCAGCCUGCUGCAUCUGGCCGCGGAGGCUGGGCGGGAGGAGUGCGUCAAGUGGCUGCUGCUCAACAAUGCCAACCCCAACCUGACUGACAGGAGGGGUGCCACCCCGCUCCAUGUGGCUGUGGGGAGGCGGCUGCGGGGUGUCGUGGAGCUCCUGCUGGCCCGGAAGAUCAGCGUCAAUGCCAAGGAUGAGGACCAGUGGACAGCCCUUCACUUUGCAGCCCAGAAUGGGGACGAGUCCAGCACGCGGCUGCUGCUGGAGAAGAAUGCCUCUGUCAAUGAGGUGGACUUCGAGGGCCGGACGCCCAUGCACGUGGCCUGCCAGCACGGGCAGGAGAACAUCGUGCGCAUCCUGCUGCGCCGAGGCGUCGACGUGGGCCUGCAGGGCAAGGAUGCCUGGGUGCCACUGCACUAUGCCGCCUGGCAGGGUCACCUGCCCAUUGUCAAGCUGCUGGCCAAGCAACCGGGGGUCAGUGUGAACGCCCAGACACUGGACGGGAGGACGCCUCUGCACCUGGCAGCUCAGCGAGGGCACUACCGUGUGGCCCGCAUCCUCAUUGACCUGUGCUCCGAUGUCAACGUCUGCAGCCAGCUGGCACAGACACCCCUGCAUGUUGCCGCAGAGACAGGCCACACAAGCACCACUAGGCUGCUCCUGCAUCGGGGUGCUGGCAGGGAGGCAGUGACUGCAGAGGGUUGCACCGCCCUGCACCUGGCUGCCCGGAACGGACACCUCGCCACCGUCAAGCUGCUCAUUGAGGAGAAAGCCAGUGUGCUGGCGCGGGGGCCCCUGAACCAGACGGCCCUGCACCUGGCUGCCGCCCACGGGCACUCAGAGGUGGUGGAGGAGCUGGUCAGCGCUGAUGUCAUCAACCUGUCCGACGAGCAGGGGCUCACCGCACUACACCUAGCUGCCCAGGGCAGGCAUGCGCAGACGGUGGAGACACUGCUCAAGCAUGGGGCUCACAUCAACCUGCAGAGCCUCAAGUUCCAGGGCAGCCAAGGUGCCACCACCUCCACACUCCUCCGGCGAAGCAAGACCUAGCCUGCUGCUUGUGGAGACCAGGGUCUGUGUGGGGCUAAUGUCCUGUU